Mizuhopecten yessoensis (Yesso scallop) is the source of this 642-nucleotide messenger RNA. RefSeq names its product tripartite motif-containing protein 2-like. The transcript has a single exon. The coding region runs from base 1 to 642 and encodes 213 amino acids. NCBI's taxonomy places the organism in Eukaryota, Metazoa, Mollusca, Bivalvia, Pectinida, Pectinidae. The record is from RefSeq and is a predicted model, not a curated record.
AUGUCAUCAACAACCAACACACUGUGGGUCUGUGACAGGCAAAACAACAUCACAGAGCUCGUGUCAGGUCGGCUGGUGCAAAGAUUUAGAACAAAGGAGGAACCACAGUUUAUAUGUAUCACAGCUAGUAACCAUAUCAUUGUGGGGAUGACCAAACACAUAUCUAGAUUUACCACGAAAGGUACAUUGGUACGUUCAUCAUUGGCAGAGGGGACUGGGAACCCAUUAGUGUGUAGACCAUACAGGAUAUCAGAGUGUCCUGUCACUCACAAUGUCGCAGUGGCUGAUUUGGAUAGUACAGGUAAUGGUGGUGAAGGAAAACCACAUGUUGUUGUCAUGAACACAGAUUUCAAGGAACUAUUUGUAUAUGAUGGUGAGGUUCCACAUACAUAUCAACAAACAUCACAGUCAGAAGGUGAACCUUUUAUCCCCUAUAGUGUGGUGUAUGACACUGUGGGUAACCUAGUCAUAGCGGACUGUAACAACAACCGUAUCCUACUCAUCAGUGGGCGUGGUGAGUUCCUCAGGCUCUUACACACAGAUGACCACUGGACACAGGCUAUUGGUGUAGACAGGGAGGAUGUUCUGUGGGCAGUGUUCGGGCUUAACAAAGUCAAACUAUUACGGUACAGCAGUGUGUGA